Molecule: messenger RNA, 387 nt
Organism: Pediculus humanus corporis (human body louse)
Lineage: Eukaryota; Metazoa; Arthropoda; Insecta; Psocodea; Pediculidae
Exons: 1
Coding region: 1-387 (128 amino acids)
Biological process (GO): late endosome to vacuole transport via multivesicular body sorting pathway
Cellular component (GO): endosome
Source: RefSeq, a predicted model, not a curated record
AUGGCAGGUGUAAAAUCAUUGGUGGGUCUAGCUUUUGCCGGAUCUAUAGGGAUGACUUUUUUGAUAUUGGCUUGCGCAUUACCAAAUUCGUGGUGGCCAUUUUUUGUACUUUUCUUUUAUUUUCUGGCAGCUGUGCCUACAGCGAUAGCUCAAAGGUGUAUAUCCGAAAGUUCAGGAGAUCCUUCUUCUUAUAUGAACCCUGCUAUAUUUUUAACUAUGGGCUGUGUCGUUUCUGCAUUCGCAUUGCCUAUUGUAUUAGCAAGGGCUCCUCAAAAUAUUAUUACAAUGACGGCUUGCUAUUUAACAGUCGCUGGAAAUGUAGUUAUAUUUCUCACAAUAUUGGGAUUUUUUAUGAUUUUUCAACAAGAAGAAUCAGGAUAUUACUAA